GCCUCGCAACAAUAAUUAUUUAUCACCCUUACGAAACCCUAAAACCAUCUAACGAAGAUGGGAACGAAGAACAGCUCCUCCGAUCUCGUCUCCGAAUCAAGGAAACGUCGUUGCAUCAAGGAUCCAGUAGUCGAUUCCGGCGUUGUUCCUGAUGAAUGCAUCAAAAUUUAUCUAGUUUCAAGCAAAGAAGAAGUAGAUUCUGUAGACAUCUCGCCUCUCCAAGAUUUGGAUCUCAAUCAGUUUUUUGAAGAAGAUGAUAAAAUUUAUGGUUAUACUGAAUUAAAGAUAACAAUCUGGGUCAGUACUAUAUCAUUUCAUGCUUAUGCUGAUAUUAGCUUCCAGAAAAAAUCUGAUGGAGGCAAAGGUAUCACAGAUCUGAAGUUUUGCCUUCAGAAAAUCUUUGGUGAGAAUCUUAUUGACAAUAAAGAUGACUUCAAUCAAACAUUUUCAACUGAAAUUGGAUUUGUCAAAUCUGUUGUCUCGAAUGGAGAAGUGUUGAAACAGAAUUCCCAUGGUGCUCAUGGAAGCAAAAAGUCUGUCUCUGAAGGAGAUCUUUCUGAUGUUGAGGUUAUUCGGAUUGUGGAUAUCAUGUCUGUUGGUACUCUGUACAGCCGAUUGGUUCCUUUUGUUCUUCUCCUCAUAGACGGUAGCAAUCCCAUUGACAUUACUGACCCAUGCUGGGAGAUUUUUGUUAUUGUGAAGAAAAAGCGUGAUGAAGAAGUGGACAACCAUGUUCAACUGCUUGGACUUGCUGCACUUUAUCGAUUUUUCCAUUAUCCCAACAGUUCACGCUUGAGACUUGGCCAGAUACUUGUAUUGCCUCCAUAUCAAAAGAAAGGCUACUGUCGUUUCCUACUGAAUGCCCUCACAGAAUUUGCACACAGUGAAGACCUUUACGAUUUAACAAUCGAAGAGCCGUUGGACUCCAUUCAAUACAUACGUACAUGCAUCGACAUCGAGCGCCUGCUUGCAUUCGAACCAAUUAAAACCGCUCUAAAUUCAACAGUGUUGCGUCUGAAGCAUGAAAACCUAUCUAAGAAAAGUGAGUCUAGUUAUUUUGGGCCACCUCCAAGCGUGACCGAGGAAGUUAGGAAAAGCUUGAAAAUUAAUAAGAAACAGUUUCUUCAGUGUUGGGAAGUGCUUACUUAUAUUAGCCUGAUUGAAGGAGGAGGAGACAAGUACAUGGAGAAUUACAAGACGGUUAUUUCGGAUCGAGUUAGGGCUGAUAUUAUAGGAAAGGAAUGUGGGAAUAGGAAGAAGGUGAUCGAUAUUGAGACUGAAUUCGACGAGGAAAUGUCGUUUGUGAUGUUUAAUGGUCCCGGGAAUCCGGUUGAGGAAAAUGAGAAGGGUCAAGAAGAGCAGAUGAGGGAAUUGGUCGAGGAAAGGAUGAGAGUUAUCGAGUCGAUUGCGGCUAAGGUUAGCAAUAGCAAUUGAAGAAAUUAUCAAUUUUAUUGCAGAGUUGAGUCUUAGUAGAAAACCUUUCAAAUGUUUUAUCACUUUGAUGAUAGAAUGAAUGAAUUUGUGUUAUCUAUCUAAAAUUGCAUCAUUUAUGAUGACACUAAUUUUGAACCUAUUUGAUAACUUUAAAAUGGGUGAUUUUGCUCGAAAUUGCUAAAGUUCAAACUUUUUAUUUUUGUAUCA
This is a messenger RNA of Impatiens glandulifera, 1641 nucleotides long. RefSeq names its product histone acetyltransferase type B catalytic subunit. NCBI's taxonomy places the organism in Eukaryota, Viridiplantae, Streptophyta, Magnoliopsida, Ericales, Balsaminaceae. The record is from RefSeq and is a predicted model, not a curated record. Gene Ontology annotation, biological process: subtelomeric heterochromatin formation. The transcript is spliced from 10 exons. Gene Ontology annotation, molecular function: histone H4 acetyltransferase activity. Gene Ontology annotation, cellular component: nucleus. Bases 58 to 1434 code for a protein of 458 amino acids.